Molecule: messenger RNA, 2225 nt
Organism: Drosophila willistoni
Lineage: Eukaryota; Metazoa; Arthropoda; Insecta; Diptera; Drosophilidae
Gene: sina
Product: E3 ubiquitin-protein ligase sina
Exons: 2
Coding region: 1006-2001 (331 amino acids)
Biological process (GO): multicellular organism development; proteasome-mediated ubiquitin-dependent protein catabolic process
Cellular component (GO): cytoplasm
Molecular function (GO): ubiquitin conjugating enzyme binding; zinc ion binding; ubiquitin protein ligase activity
Source: RefSeq, a predicted model, not a curated record
ACUGACACUCGAUCUACACAUUUUGCAUUAUUUUUUUUGUUUGUAAUUAGGGAAAAACGUAGUUAAAUUAACUAUACAUUUUUUUUAAGUGCACUGAAGACUGAAAAUUUAAUAAAACAAUUCACACAAAAGCAAGUGCAAGUGCAAUACAGUUUUAAAAUAAAAGGUCAGCAAAGUCUUUACCAAAAAAAAAAAGAAAAAAGCAACGCCGUUGCCCCUUUGCCUUUCCGUUGUGUGUAACACAGCGUUAGAAAGAGAAAAAAAAGAUAGUGAGAGUGCGAGUGCGAAAGAGAAAGGUGGCUAGUAAGUGACUGCGUGAGUGAGUGAGCGAGGGAUAAAAAAAGAACAUGUAAUGGUAAAUGUAAAAUGGACGAAACCAAAACAGAUGAUAUUUUCAGCCACAAACAACAACAACACCAACAACUACAACAAUGUAUGUAUUCAAUGAAUGUUAAGUGCGAGAGACGAAUAAAAGAAAAUUAGAUAAAAACGAAAGAAAAAAUCAAAUAAAAUUAGCUCACGCCUGAAUUUCAAGUUUCGAGCGCAAGCAAUAAAAUUAAAAAAAAAAACGCAACAAGGAGAAAAAAACCAUUUUCAUUUUGUCUCUGUGUGCGUGCUGCAGUUUUUCCUGCAGAAAAACCACCUGCAUUGAUUUAUAGUCGAAGACGAAGACGGCGACACGGCGGGGUCAGUUGCAGGAGAGGAUAUACAAACACACACACUCACGGCAGCAUACACUGACUGAUAAAAAGUAUUCCACAAACACAGACACACACUCGCACACACAGCCUGUGAGUUUAACACAACCAACCACUCGGCUGCAUACAUAUAUAACGGAGGAAGAAAAGAAAGAAACACAGACAUAUUCUCAAAGGAUUGGAGUGGACUGGGGAAUUGGGCGAGCGUGCGAUCUUAAACUGGAACCGUAAAAAUUGCUGAAGGUGUGAGGGUGGAAAAAGGACAAUACGACUUUGGAGACACCUGCGCAGAUAUUAAAGUUGUCCAAUGUCAAAUAAAAUCAAUCCGAAACGCCGUGAACCGACAGCAGCAGCAGCAGCAGCAGUAGCAGCAGGAGUCGGCGGAGGAGUCGGUGGCGGAGCAUCUGGUGUGGCCACCGCAAAUACAAAUACAACCGGUAGCAGUUCAACAGGCGGCUCAAGCAGUGCCGGGACUACAUCAUCGGCAAAUACAUCAUCUUCGUCCAGCUCGUCUCUAUCGUCCGCCGGAGGCGGUGAUGCUGGCAUGUCUGCUGAUCUGACGUCCCUGUUCGAGUGCCCCGUGUGCUUUGAUUAUGUCUUGCCGCCGAUAUUGCAAUGUUCUAGCGGACAUUUGGUCUGUGUGUCGUGCCGUUCCAAGCUCACCUGCUGCCCCACAUGUCGCGGCCCAUUGGCCAAUAUACGAAAUUUGGCUAUGGAGAAGGUGGCAUCAAAUGUAAAAUUUCCAUGCAAGCAUUCGGGCUAUGGAUGUACUGCCUCUCUGGUAUAUACAGAAAAAACAGAGCAUGAGGAGACUUGCGAGUGUCGUCCAUAUUUGUGCCCCUGUCCGGGGGCCUCAUGCAAGUGGCAAGGACCGCUGGAUCUAGUCAUGCAGCAUCUGAUGAUGUCGCACAAGAGCAUCACAACACUACAGGGCGAGGAUAUUGUAUUUCUGGCCACCGAUAUUAAUCUUCCCGGUGCUGUCGAUUGGGUAAUGAUGCAAUCCUGUUUCGGUCAUCAUUUCAUGCUCGUCCUGGAGAAGCAGGAAAAAUAUGAUGGCCACCAGCAGUUCUUUGCCAUAGUUCAACUCAUUGGAUCACGUAAGGAGGCUGAAAAUUUCGUCUAUCGCUUGGAACUGAACGGCAAUCGUCGGCGUCUAACCUGGGAGGCAAUGCCACGAUCUAUACACGAGGGCGUUGCCUCGGCCAUACACAACUCGGAUUGCCUGGUGUUCGAUACAUCGAUAGCGCAGUUAUUUGCCGACAAUGGAAAUCUGGGCAUCAAUGUGACCAUCUCGUUGGUCUAAAUUCACCCAUCAUUCGCAUCAUCCAUUAAUUUGAAUUUUAUGUUUUUUGUUUUUUUUUUUUUUUGAAAAGAAAAUUGAAUUUUUUUUUACACCUCCUCCCGAAUAAUCGGACUAUAUAUACUAUACAUAUAUAAGAUCUUGGAAGUUUAUAAGAAUUGUAAGCAGAAUCGUUUCUAAAACGUUUCCAACAAAUAUAUUUAUUCGGCGGAGUGUCUUGUACUCAA